CCACUAAAUUAUUCCUGCCCCCGCACCCCCACCCCUCCUCUCUAUUAACUUUGAUCUUCAUCUUCUUCUCGCCGAAGAGAACCCAAAUUGCUCUCCAAUUCUCAGCUUGGUGACAAAAAGCCUAUCAAAUCUAAAGAUGCAACACGGAGAUUACAGUUCUUACUAUCAAUAUCCACACCUCCAAAACCCUAACCCUAACCCUAACCCUCCUAUUGAUCAUCACCAAACCCCUUACGCAUCCGCACCACCUUUCUCCUCCGGUUACACCCCCUCCGAUUACUCCAUUUAUCCUCAAAAUUACCCUCCUUAUUCUCAAAACCCCGAUCCUGUCCCUCCACCUACAGCCCCUACAUACACACCUACAACACCUACAACACCGAACCCUAAUAAUCCACAAUCAUCCUUCAAUCCCCCACCGCCACCUCCACCACAACAACCGCCAUAUUUUCCACCGUAUGAUUCUCAUGGCUCCUACCAACCUCCAACAACUCAGCAAUCUUAUUUACCAUCGUUUGAUCAACAUCAAACGUCUCCCAAUUACGCUCCUCAACCACCGCCUCCUAACUCUGCAGUAGCACCGAAUCCUACUGGAGCAACUAAUUCUCCAUACACCUCGAUGUACAGUGCUCCUUAUAACCCUAUAGGAUCGUCAGUGCCGCCUGUAUACGAUACGCCAUAUGAGAAUCCGGUAAAAUUUGAUCAGAAUUUCGGGUAUUUGGAAGGCUAUAAUCGGAGCAGGAGCGAUACAGGGUCUGAUCUAUAUGGAAAGGAACCGGAGAGCAGGUACGAUAUUGGUGGCGGUCGUGAUGAUGGAUAUGGAGAUGGUGUUUAUGCAUAUGAAGGUGGUAAGGUUGAGCCUUACGGAGCACGAGGGACAGCGCCAAAUUCAUCGACCUGGGCUGGGUUCGAUGAUUAUGGAAGAUCAAUUAGUUUUCCGUCUGGAAAGGAUAAUUCGGUGCGGUCCAGUUCUGGUUCAGGCUCGGGGAAGAUUGUGAGGGCAGUGCCAAAGGUGGAGACGCAGGAGGAUGUUAAGAGUGGUGUCCAGAAGUUUAGAGUUAAGAUUUUGGCUGAAAGUGGAGGACAGGGUACUAUGGAUGUGCUUUGCGAGAUUGGUUUGGAUGGAAUUCGUAUGCUUGAUCCAAACACCAGCCGGACUUUGAGAAUAUAUCCUCUUGAGAACAUCACAAGAUGUGACAAAAUGGAUUCAUCUACCUUUGCAUUUUGGUCCAAGAGUUCUGUGGAUUUUGAGCCAAGACGUAUUAGACUGCAAUCAAAUAGUUACACCACCAACACCCUUCUUGACACUGUGACUGCUGCAACUGUACAGCUCAAGGAAAUGGGUGGAGGAACAAGGCCUUCUGAUACAUCAAAGACAACUGAGCAGCCUACAGAGAAGAAGAAAGGGUUUGGUGAUUUGAUGAACUUGAUAAAGCCAGGCAGUGAGGAGAAAGAACAUUGGGUCCCUGAUGAAGCUGUUUCAAAGUGUACAUCAUGCAGGAUGGAUUUUGGGGCUUUUGUUCGUCGGCAUCACUGCAGAAACUGUGGAGACAUUUUCUGUGACAAGUGCACCCAAGGAAGAAUUGCUCUUACUGCUGAUGAGAAUGCUCAGCCGGUUAGAGUUUGUGACCGGUGCAUGGCAGAAGUGACUCAGAGGCUAAGUAAUGCCAAGGAAGCAGCUAGCAAACCUGCAGCAUUUCAUAGCCAUGAGGAUCUUGCCAGGAAGCUUCAGGAGGAGAUGGAGAAAAAUCGCAAGUCGUCAUCAGGAUCCAAGUCCGAUGUAUCUGGGAGGCGGACGAGAGAAGUUGCCUGUCCAACUUGCACUGUCCAUUUGCAGGUCCAGGUUCCCAGCUCAGGUUCUGAAACCAUCGAGUGUGGAGUAUGUCAACACCCAUUUCUCGUCAGUGCUCACUGAUUCCUGCAGCGUUUUCUGAUUAUUUGAGGCGCCUAUUUCUCGAGGAUGGUGCUAGCUUGUCUAGGGCCCUCCUCUGGGGUGAAGUGCUUGUUUACCCUGGUUCAGGUCUCUGCUGUAAAAUUGAAUUGUCAAACUUUGUACAUAGCUAUAUUAUUUCUUCGGUUUACUUGAUUGUUUGUCGUGGUAAUAUUUUGCCUGUGUGAGUUUCUACGAGUUUGUAACCUGACUGUUCAUGAUUGCUAUAAAAUAAUGGAUUAUUUGUGA
Messenger RNA from Populus trichocarpa (black cottonwood), 2176 nucleotides. RefSeq names its product protein FREE1. Gene Ontology annotation, biological process: intralumenal vesicle formation; multivesicular body assembly. Gene Ontology annotation, cellular component: ESCRT I complex; late endosome membrane. Bases 137 to 1912 code for a protein of 591 amino acids. NCBI's taxonomy places the organism in Eukaryota, Viridiplantae, Streptophyta, Magnoliopsida, Malpighiales, Salicaceae. The transcript is spliced from 10 exons. Gene Ontology annotation, molecular function: ubiquitin binding; metal ion binding. The record is from RefSeq and is a predicted model, not a curated record.